AUGAAACGAAUACGUAGCUGGAUGUAUGAAAGGUUGGAUGACCGCAACAUUAGAACGGAGUUUGUGAAAGGGGUUGAUGAAUUCAUUCAGUUUUGUAAAGAUCAUCCAGAGAGCAGUAAAGUUGAUGAGGUUAGGUGCCCUUGUGUCAAAUGUCAGAAUCUUCAGCUACAUGAUUCUGAGACGGUUAAAGUGCACUUAUAUAGAAAGGGUUUUGUGGAGGACUACCAUGAAUGGUUGUGUCAAGGUGAAGGGUUUCCAAUCAUCCCACCUCCCCAACCUAAUCCAUUUCGUGACAUGAUUAUGGAUGCCCUUGGGAAUGACCCACCUAACAUGGGUGGUGGAGAAGAGAGUCAUUUUGAGGAGGAAGAGGCAAAUCCUCAAGCUAAGAAAUUCCUUAAUUUGUUGGAGGAAUCUGAGCGUCCUUUACAUGAAGGGAGUUCCAUGUCUGUUUUGGAAAUUGCAUCUAGAAUCACAAGUUUGAAGUGUGAGUACAAUUUUCCUCACAGGUGUGUGGAUGGAUUUGCUUCUUUGAUGAAUGAAGCAAUUCUUGACAAUAACAACAUGGGAGAGACAUUCUACGAGGUUAAGAAAGUAGUUAACGGGUUAGAGCUUCCUCAUGAGAAGAUACAUGCCUGUCCAAAAGGUUGCAUGUUGUUUUGGAAGGAUGACGUGAACUUGUCCAACUGCAGAGUGUGUGGUAGCGAAAGGUAUAGCAAGACUUCAAAAGGAAGUUUAGUGCCCUUGAAAGUGCUUAUUUAUUUCCCGAUUACACCGAGGUUGCAAAGGUUGUUUGCAACAAAGAACAUUUCAGCGGAAAUGACAUGGCACGCCAAUAAUCCUAGAGUUGCAAACACAAUGGCUCAUCCUUCUGAUAGUGAUGCUUGGAAACACUUGGACAAGACCUUUCCAGAAUUCGCCUAA
Chenopodium quinoa (quinoa) is the source of this 921-nucleotide messenger RNA. RefSeq lists its product as uncharacterized. Lineage: Eukaryota; Viridiplantae; Streptophyta; Magnoliopsida; Caryophyllales; Amaranthaceae. The transcript has a single exon. The record is from RefSeq and is a predicted model, not a curated record. The coding region runs from base 1 to 921 and encodes 306 amino acids.